UCAUCAUCAUCAUCAUCAUCAUCAUCAUCGCAUCGCAUCGCAUUCAGCAUCACUCAUCUCUUCCUUCACUGAAUCCCCAUCAUGGCGAUGGUAUCCAACGGCAACGAAUACGACUUCAUCGUCGUCGGCGGUGGCACCGCUGGUAACGCGGUGGCCGGUCGUCUCGCUGAGAACCCCGAUGUCCGCGUCCUCGUCGUCGAGGCCGGUAUCCCCAACCCCGACCAGAUCGAGGAAAUCACCACCCCCUCCAAGGCCUUCAACCUCCGUGGCAGCAAAUACGACUGGGCCUACAAGACCACCAUGAUCAAGCGCGACGACUACGAGCGGGUCGAGAAGCCCAAUACCCGUGGCAAGGCCCUCGGUGGCAGCUCCUGCGCCAACUACUUCACCUGGAUCCCCGGAUCCAAGCCCACCUUCGAUGACUGGGAGGCAUUCGGUGGACAGGACUGGACCUGGGAUAACUGCGUGGACUACCUUCGCAAGUGCGCCACCUACCACGACGAUGAGAAGCUCUACCCCGCGGAGCUGAGCAAGAUCGGAACCGGUGGCCCCGUCCAGAUCGCCCACGCCGACUUGGUCCCGGAGAUGCAGCCUUUCCGCGAUGCUCUCACGCAAGCGUGGGUCUCCAAGGGCGAGAAGCUGACCGAGGACAUUUACUCCGGUGAAAUGCGCGGUCUCACCCACUGCGUGGACACCAUCUACCACGGCCAGCGCCAGGGGAGCUUCCUCUACCUCAAGGACAAGCCCAACGUGACUAUCCUCUACGGCGUCCACUCCACGCAGCUGAUCAUCGACCCCGUCACCCGCGUCUGCUCCGGGGUCACCGUCGUCAGCGAGGCCUACAACACCGAGCUCAGCGUCUACGCCAGCCGCGAAGUCAUUCUCUCCCAGGGUGUCUUCGAGACCCCCAAGCUGCUCAUGCUGAGCGGUGUCGGUCCCGCCGCCGAACUAGCCAAGCACCACAUCCAGCCCAUCAUCGACUCGCCCCACGUCGGCCAGCACCUGCUGGACCACCCCAUCGUGCCCUUCGUCCUCCGCAUCAAGGACGGCUACGGUCUGGAAGACCACAUCCUCCGCCCGGGUCCCAUCAACGACGCCGCCAUCGCCCAAUACAAAAAGGACAAAACCGGCCCCAUCAGCUCCGGCCUCCUCGAACUCGUCGGCUUCCCGCGCAUCGACCAACGCCUCGAGAAAUACCCCGUCUACCGCGAAGCCAAAGCCGCCAACGGCGGUCUCGACCCCUUCGGCCCAGCCGGACAACCUCACUUCGAGCUCGACUUCGUGGGCAUGUUCAGCACCGCCUUCCAAUGGCACUACCCCAUCCCGGAGGAAGGCAACCACAUGACGGUGAUCGUGGAUCUGCUCCGGCCCCUUUCCGAAGGCGAAGUCACCCUCAACAGCGCCAAUCCUCUGACCCAGCCCAAUAUCAACCUGAACUUCUUCGGCAACGACCUGGACAUUCUGGCCAUGCGCGAAGGCGUCCGCUGGACCUACGACGUCCUCACCACCGGCGCCGGAUUCAAGGAUAUCGUGUUGGGCGAAUAUCCCUGGAAGAUGCCCCUGCACUCGGACGAGGAGAUGAAGCGGGCUGUUCUGGAUCGUAGUCAGACUGGAUUCCACCCCUGCGGCACGGCGCGUCUCUCGAAGAGCAUCCACCAAGGUGUAGUGGACUCGAAGCUGCGCGUGCACGGCAUCCGCAACCUGCGUAUUGCCGACGCGUCCAUUAUCCCGGUGAUUCCGGACUGUCGGAUCCAAAACUCGGUGUAUAUGAUUGGCGAGAAGGGCGCCGAUCUCAUCAAAGCGGAUCACAAGGAUCUGUACGAGUCGGAGAAUAUUCCGUACUUUGUGGCGAGUCGGUUGUAGGGAUUAUCGGGAAUCUAAUAUAAAAUAGGAGCUUUUAUGAUUUAUUAGUUUAUUGGUUUAUGAGAAUAAGGGAUGUCUAAUCGGAGGCGCUAUGUGUUACGUAUGAUCGAAGCAAGGAUCUUGAUAAAAGUACAGCAGAUCCCUACGCAGAGAAAUUCCACUAGAAGGUCUUACCCAUGAG
This is a messenger RNA of Aspergillus ibericus CBS 121593, 2044 nucleotides long. RefSeq names its product GMC family oxidoreductase. The record is from RefSeq and is a predicted model, not a curated record. The transcript is spliced from 3 exons. Gene Ontology annotation, molecular function: flavin adenine dinucleotide binding; oxidoreductase activity, acting on CH-OH group of donors. The coding region runs from base 82 to 1863 and encodes 593 amino acids. Lineage: Eukaryota; Fungi; Ascomycota; Eurotiomycetes; Eurotiales; Aspergillaceae.